CCAUACUGCCUACUUUUAUUUUGUAUCCGUGUUGUUUUUCAAAUUUCUCUUGUUCUUCAAUUUCUGAGCUUGGAAAAAAAUACAGAGAGAUGGAUGAAUUUGACAGGAGACGGGCGAUUGCGUUGGAAAGAAUCGGAAAAUUAUACGGGCUUCUUGAAAAAGAUGAACAGCAUAAGAAUAAAAGGAAAAGACAAGGAAUUGAUUUGACUACAGAGUUCGUUGUUGUCAGCUUCAUGAAAAAAAGUUGUAGGAGAAGUUCCAGGCCUCAAGAUUUGCUCGAUUUCGAUAUACCGAAGAGAAAACGAGGCGAUGGUAAAGAAAUAUUGAAGAAUCCUGAAGCUUGUUUGGACCCAAUUGUUCGGAACGAUGGUAAAGAAAUAUUGAAGAAUCCUGAAGCUUGUUUGGACCCAAUUGUUCGGAAUCUUCCGAGUCAAGAAAAUUUGCAGGAGGAAAUAGAAAUUUCAGAGAAAUUGAUGAUCAAGAUCAAGAACAAGAAAAACAAGAAAAUAAAAAAGGUUAAACCAAAGAGAGUUAAAUUUCAGGAAGCGGGUUUAUAUCCGCCGCCUGAAAUUCCAACUGAAUUGAGGAAACGGAUCGAAGAGGAACUGUCAGGAACUGAUUUGCAAUUGGUGAUAAUGAAGCGGAUUUUUAAAACGGACUUGAACCCGCACCAUGAUCGGUUAUCAAUUCCUGAGAAGCAAGUGAUGUGUGAUUUUCUCUACGAUAAUGAGAAGCAAAUUGUAUGGAAGGACAACGAGCAAGGGUUCAUUCCGGUUUCUGUGAUCGAACCGUGUGGUGAUAUUCAUUCUGAAAUCAAAUUCCGGAGAUGGAAGAUGACCAAUACUUUUAUCUACACCUUGUAUCAUAAAUGGAAUCAGAUUGUUUCGAAAACGGAGAAUGCUCUGAAGAUUGGAGCCGUAGUUCAGGUUUUUUCGUAUAGAGAUUCCGAACGAAAGCUUUGCUUUGCUAUCGUUAAUGUUCGUAAAGCUGACGAUGAUCAUAAUGAUGAUGCGGCUGCUGAUUUUGAGUCCUCUGCUGCUGGUGGCGAUGGUGCUAGUUCAAGCUAUAGUACUGUCAUUGAUUGAUUAAGCUUUUCUAGUUUUUUGUUUACUGAUGAGUUUACGUUCUAAUUGUAGAGAUUAACUUUAAAUUUAUGUAAUUGAAGAAAUUUUUCUGUUUUG
This is a messenger RNA of Mercurialis annua (annual mercury), 1181 nucleotides long. Its product is annotated as putative B3 domain-containing protein At2g27410. The transcript has a single exon. NCBI's taxonomy places the organism in Eukaryota, Viridiplantae, Streptophyta, Magnoliopsida, Malpighiales, Euphorbiaceae. The record is from RefSeq and is a predicted model, not a curated record. Bases 90 to 1085 code for a protein of 331 amino acids. Gene Ontology annotation, molecular function: DNA binding.